This is a messenger RNA of Coffea eugenioides, 849 nucleotides long. Its product is annotated as receptor-like protein 34. NCBI's taxonomy places the organism in Eukaryota, Viridiplantae, Streptophyta, Magnoliopsida, Gentianales, Rubiaceae. The record is from RefSeq and is a predicted model, not a curated record. Bases 1 to 849 code for a protein of 282 amino acids. The transcript has 3 exons. Gene Ontology annotation, molecular function: protein binding.
AUGCAACUUGCCAUGCAAAUUCGCGUCUUGGAUUCACGCGUUGAUUGCUGCAAAUGGAAAGGAGUUGUUUGUAGCAACCGAAGUGGCCGCGUGAUUCAACUUCACUUUCAGAGACCUGAUCCUGAAAUUGAUGUUCAUGGUGAGGAGGAAAAAUCACCAUUAAGCGGGAAUCAAUUCGAAGGCUCCUUGGAUGGAAUUUGGAAUUGGAGUUCCCUUACAUCUUUGGAUCUAUCAUUCAAUAACUUCGCCACCUUCCUCCCAAGCCAAUUAUCCACUUUAACUGCCCUAAUUUCACUUGAUCUUGGCAACAAUCACUUUCGAGGUUCUAUCCCAAGCUCUAUUGCCAACAUUUCCAAUCUUCAAUAUCUUGAUCUAUCUUAUAACUAUCUUAGUCCCUCUUUACCAAGUGAAGUAUUCACAUCGAAGGACUUGAUUACACCUGAUGCAAGUGGUAAUCACUUAAAUGGUCCAAUUCCAAGCACAGUUGGCAAUUGUACCAAGCUCGAAUACCUUUUGCUAUUUGAUAAUGCUCUAUCUGGUUUAAUUCCAUCAAAUUUAGGAAGAUGUACUAAGCUAAAAUACCUUUGGCUAAAUGAUAAUGCUCUAUCUGGUUCAAUUCUGUCAAAUUUAGGAAAAUUGUCAUCCUUGGAGCACUGGGAUGUAUCUUACAACAAACUCGCUGGAACUCUUCCUGAAAGUCUUGGGCAGCUUUCCAAACUUAUAGAGCUUAUUAUUUAUGACAAUUCAAUGGAAGGCAUUGUGAGUGAGAGUCACCUAAACAAUCUAACAGCUUUAACGUAUUUUGAUGCAUCAGGAAACUCCUUGACGUUAAGAGUAAGUGCAAGUUAG